AUGACAGGACAUUGGAGCUAUGACGAUCAUGAAGAAGGAGGCCCAGCUUUCUGGCCAACUGGUUACCAUCAAUCACCUAUUGACAUCAAUUCCUCCCACAUUGAACAAUUUGAGACAUAUAACAGCAUCAAAUACAUCAACUAUGAUCGACCAAUUCAUGGUGAUAUAGUCAACAAUGGACAUUCGAUUCAAGUAAUCCCUGACCGUCGUAAAGAAGCACCAGAGAUUUAUGGAGGUGGCUUGGACCAAGUCUAUCGUCUUAUUCAGUAUCAUUUCCAUUGGGGAUCGCACGAAUGCGAAGGAUCGGAACAUACUAUCAGCGGAGCGUCUUAUCCUGCGGAGCUGCACCUUGUUCAUCAAGGAACUGAGGAUCCGAGCAAACUAGCAGUUCUUGGAGUAUUCCUUCAAUUGGGAGACGAUGGUAGAGCCCUCGAACAAGAGGAAGAAGUCAUACACAACCUUCAAAAGCCAAGAUCCUUCAAAAAGAUUGACAACAUCGUUUUGAGCAAGAAACUUCCACAAAACAAACGGUCCUUUUUCCGUUAUGAAGGUUCUUUAACUACUCCACCUUGCUCGGAGUGUGUGACCUGGACAAUCUUCCAAGAGCCGGUCAGCAUUACUCAUGAACAGCUUGAACUAUUCCGUCAAAUCCGAGAUGCUCAUCAGAGACCUUUGGUUAAAAACUUCAGACCAACUCAGGAAAUAAACGACAGAACGAUUUAUCACAUCAUGACCGAUUAG
Molecule: messenger RNA, 741 nt
Organism: Auanema sp. JU1783
Lineage: Eukaryota; Metazoa; Nematoda; Chromadorea; Rhabditida; Rhabditidae
Source: the annotation of a GenBank genome assembly